Talaromyces rugulosus is the source of this 402-nucleotide messenger RNA. RefSeq lists its product as uncharacterized. Lineage: Eukaryota; Fungi; Ascomycota; Eurotiomycetes; Eurotiales; Trichocomaceae. The transcript has 2 exons. The record is from RefSeq and is a predicted model, not a curated record. The coding region runs from base 1 to 402 and encodes 133 amino acids.
AUGGAUGUUUGGGAGAAGCGAGAGCCUGGCGGAUCAUAUGGUGCGUGGAGGCACUACGGUCAGAGCAAACUGGCCAACAUCCUCUUUACCAGGGAACUAGCUGUGCGCUACCCCGAGUUUACCAGUCUCGUCGUCCAUCCCGGAUUAAUCGAUACCGAUGUCUGGCAGAACGAUUGGAUUGCGAGACUGGCGCGUCUCAUGUUUAGAUGGUACUGGUAUGACUCUAUUGCUGGAUCGUAUACCACGCUAUGGGCAGCUUCUGCUGAAAAUGUCGCAAGCGGUGAUUUAUACUAUCCUAUCGGCAAGGUCGAAAAAGGCGACGCUUCUUCAAACGACACAGAACUUGCAAAGAAGCUGUGGGGCUGGUCUGAAGAAAGGGUGAAGGAGUUUACAGCAAUUUGA